GACAGACCUCCCGGCUGUCCUUGUCCGUCACGAAGCGCUCGUCUCGGUCCUCGCUACCCUCAGCGUCACCCUCCAUGGAACUCAUGCUGGUGUGCUCUCCUCGACGAGGCUUCUGAACAGCGCAUUAGCCCAGACAAGGCAUUCUGAGCGGGUGCUCAAGCGUCUUGUAGCUCAAUGUCACUCCGCCCACCCGGAGAAGGGGUGGCGAGUCCGCGCUGGCAACAAGGCGAAACGAGCCUUUCUCCCGCAGCUCCUCAGCAACAACCCCACUGGCGCUUUUUCCCGCCUCCGUAUAGGAUCGACACACCCGGACCAAGCUACGGACACUCGCCAAUUCAGAGUCGAACAGAAUCGAGCCAUGCUCGUCAUUUCCAGUUUACGUCUCAGCUUGGACCACCUGCCGAGUUCAAUCCUGACGGUAGCGAAAAUGUCGAGUUCGCCCGGUACGCAUCAACAUUGCGGCUCAAAUCUCGUUGGGACGACAUAUUUGCUCGCUUCGAGGACGCCCACCUGGUUCCGCAGGAUGAGAUACAUCUCGGCUCGGGAGCUCGGCCACCCCGGCUCAUUCGAGACCGAGGGACAUUGAAAGGUAUCGCCAGCAAGCGAAUAGAGUUUGGCGCCUUCAUCAAAGACGAGGAGCUGAAUUAUGGAGAAGAGCGCUCACUCGAGCCGUGGGGCGAGGUGGACAGCGACGAGGACGAGAUCGGGAUCUGGGGCGCCAGUGCUGCCACUGCCAUCUUCCGCAGCGACUACAUCAAGCAGGAGGAUCAGAUGGGAUCAUGUCCCGAUGGCCGUGGCUACUGGCCGAGCGGUGAGCACGCAAGCGAUCCUCAUCUAGCGGAAUUCCUGGAAGCAGAGGCGCACAGAAGGGCUAUCAUGGGAGAUAUCGAUGAGGAUGAGCAGAACGCAAGCUCAGGGAGUGAUAGAGACAUUGACGGCGAUUCUGAUACCUCGAGGAAUGGCGUUUGGGAGGCCCAACGUCGAUUCUCGGAUGGCUACGAUGAAGAUUCCGGGGCGAGCAGCGUAGAAUACGAAAGCGACUACGACAACCAAAGGCGGCGUCGGCCCGUCAACUUGCCUUCAGCAAAGGUGGCUUCUCAGCAAGCAAGCUCCUCGUCGGAUGAGCUCGAUGUCCUCUCGGAUGACUCAGAUGGAUACGACUGGGACGAGGUGCUGUACGAGAAGCGAGCGAACGUGGAAAGAUUACUGCAGCCAUUCGACCGAAGAACAAAGCGAUUCAAAAUGGGCGAGCAGGGCAUAGGCGAGUCACUGCCUUAUGGCGAUCUUCCUGGCCUCGCAGAACUCCUGCAAUUUUGUCCGUCAGCGAGAACGCUGGCACCAAACCUCAGAUCACGCGCAAUCUGUCAACAAUCCACGUCUCUGUUGAUAGCCCCUGCUUCGGCACAUUCAGCAAAUUUGUCGGUAGAAUCGGGAACCUCCGCUCCACCGCCGGACGAGGAGCCCGAGCGCCGACGCAGCUCCAGAGCUCGAGCAAAGCCUUGCUACAACGUUCGGCGCGUCUUCGCUGACAUGUGGCCAGAGGGACAUUGCAAAACCCGAAGGAGAGAUGAAGGAUAUCCAGCAUCCCGUAAUCGAGAUGGUCAGAUGUCACGCGGUGACAUUGGUAGAGAGCUGGGACGGCAAUCGUCCAUGGGUACGGGUACAGCAUUGUCUUAUUCUAAACGCCGGCCAAGCUCCAGUGACGAUGACGACGAGACCGACGCCCGCGAAGCAGAAAGUCAAUUGCAGGUGAAAAGAAGUGGCGGAGCAAAGCGUCGAUCGCACCUUGAUGAGCAAAAGGCAAACAGCCAAGCAUACAGGUCUUUGAGCGUGCGCAGGCCACAACAAGCCGAGCAUCGAAGUGCGUCGCCCCACAGGGUUGUCGACCAGGCCUCGCAUCUAGAGCUCGAGCCGUGGCAAGCGCAGAUCGGCACUUACGCCACGCAGUCACAGAUGAAUGGAACAGAGUUGAGAGCGCCAACCUCGAGCUUGGGAGGCACUACCUCUGCAGCGCAGGAGCCUUCCUUUGAUCGCGACUCGAGCUCAGAUGAGGGGCGGAGCAGGAAGAAGCUCCGCAAUCAGCCGCCUGGGCCAAGGCAUGAUGCACCUGCACCUCAAUUGUCACCACGGGUCAUUCGCAAGUUUGCAUUCUCUUCGCCGCGUCCCAUGCAGAGGCGCGAGCAAUUAGCCGAAUCACCCAAGACGGCGCGUCGAGCGGUACGAGCUACCUCGAUGACACCCUCAAAAAUGAAACGCCAAUCAGCACCGCUGGAGCAAAUGUCGCUGGAUGUCGAUCGCUAUAUCAAGACCAUUGCAUUUCCAGCUUCAACAUCGACUGGCUGUGGAGCCGGGGGCGGUCGUUGCACAAAGGCGCUGUGUCUAUCUUGUGGCGGUAUCGGCAACAGAGAUACGCAGCCGGCGAUCGGACUCGAGUCUUGAGCGUAGAUCGGGCCUCGGUACGCGAGGAGAGUGGGGCUCGCUUCGAGGGUCUAAGAGGACUGUAGUGGUAACCAUGGUAGCAAAUCCAGCCCCAUCGGUCCACACUUUGCAUUUUGCGAGCUUUCGUAUCCGCGUUAAAAUGCGUUAUGAGUUCCUUUCAUCUUCUCUAAGUUAGCUCCAGCAGCUGGCUGCUUUUGCCUCCUAGCGGGUAGGUCUGGCGCCUCUGUUUGCGUUUGCACACCAAUUUGCGCGCCUUUCAAAAGGCAUUCUCAUUCAUCCAUACCCCUAUCUAGAAGCACUCAAUUGGGCAGCUGGAGC
Messenger RNA from Ceraceosorus guamensis, 2757 nucleotides. RefSeq lists its product as hypothetical. Gene Ontology annotation, cellular component: nucleus. The record is from RefSeq and is a predicted model, not a curated record. NCBI's taxonomy places the organism in Eukaryota, Fungi, Basidiomycota, Exobasidiomycetes, Ceraceosorales, Ceraceosoraceae. Gene Ontology annotation, molecular function: histone binding. Bases 175 to 2439 code for a protein of 754 amino acids. The transcript has 2 exons.